AUGUUUAACAAGAAAAAAAUUUUUAAUGUAUUUAUUUUUGGUUCUGCCGAAUUGAGAUUGGCUUUGCAAGGUAGUGAUGUCGAUAUAUUUGUCGAUAUUCAAGACAAUUUUCUAUAUUCUUUAAAAAAAGCCAUACAUUAUAAUAGAUUAUUUAUUAGAUCAUUUGUUAUCGAAGCUAGAAUUCCAUUACUUAGAUGUGUUCAUCAAAGCGGAAUCUCAUGCGACAUUGUUUGUUCAGACUCUUUUGGAGUUGCAAAUACUAAAUUAAUUAAUGGAUUAAGCGUACAAAGCGGAAUCAAAGGCCACUGUUUAAUUUUAUUAUUCUUAUUUUUUCUACAACAGUUUCAAGAACCAUUAAUGCCUUCAAUUAUGCAUUUGCAAAAUUUAAAAAAUUCAAACGAAAUGAUAUCCGGUUGGAAUGUUUCAUUUUCUUCCGAUUUAAGCGAAUUAAAUUAUAAAAGUGAUAUGAGUGUUCCGGAACUAUUAAUAAAUUUUUUUAAAUUUUAUUCAAUUUUUGAUUUUGAAUUCAAUGUUAUCAGUGUGUUUAGUGGUAAAGCAUACCUGAAAUCCAUAUUUGGAAAUGUUAAUACUGUACCUGACGAAUUUUCAUGUUAUAAAAAAAACGUGAUUGAAAAUAAGUGUAAAGAAAUAGAGUUGAAAAAUUUCAUGUGUGUUCAAGAUGUUUUCGUACACAACAAUAAUGUGAGUAGAAAUGUAACAAUACAAAUUUUAAUUAAUUUUCAAAAAUUUUGUUUGAAUAAUUUUAAUUUAUGUGAAUCUAUUAAAAAAACCAAUUCGUUUAAUUCAAAAUUUUACGAAGAACUUUUUAAAUAUAAUUUAAAUAAUUCUCAUAUGACAAAUGAUUGCCUAAUUGAAAAAAAUAUUUAUUUAAGAAAUACCAUUGAUUGGAAACAAUGUGAAAUGUAUACAAUGAAAGAUUUAAUAAAUUAUUGGUGUAAAUCAUUAAUUGAUAAAUUAAAAUACAUUGUUGGUAAAAUAUUAAAAUGUAAUAUUAUUUACGUGAUUAAUGAUGAAUUUCCGGACGAUGUUAAACAAUUUAUUACUUCGGAUAAGGCAUUUAUCGUUGCUUGUGAAUUUUUUUAUUACGGUUUGGUUUCGCAAUUAAGAUCAAAAGCUCGAAACGAAUUUGAAUUUCCAAAAGAAAUUAAUUUACUCAAUGCCGAAGAAAUGAUUUCCGAUUAUUUAUGCGAUACAAUAUUGAAAACAUCAAAUGAUAAUAAUAAUCCUAUUAAAAUUUUUAUAAUUUGUAAUUUACAAAAGGAUCCAACUUGCAUUCGAUUAAUAUUUAAUUCGACCAAUAAAACUUCAUCGCAAAAUCAUCAUUUCCAUAAAAUUUUUACGGAUUUUAAAAAAUAUGUUAUUAAAUGGAUUGAAACAAGUUGA
Messenger RNA from Pediculus humanus corporis (human body louse), 1404 nucleotides. RefSeq lists its product as uncharacterized. Gene Ontology annotation, molecular function: RNA uridylyltransferase activity. Lineage: Eukaryota; Metazoa; Arthropoda; Insecta; Psocodea; Pediculidae. The record is from RefSeq and is a predicted model, not a curated record. The transcript is spliced from 3 exons. Bases 1 to 1404 code for a protein of 467 amino acids.